Messenger RNA from Diospyros lotus (date-plum), 639 nucleotides. RefSeq names its product nuclear transcription factor Y subunit B-3-like. Lineage: Eukaryota; Viridiplantae; Streptophyta; Magnoliopsida; Ericales; Ebenaceae. Bases 1 to 639 code for a protein of 212 amino acids. Gene Ontology annotation, molecular function: DNA-binding transcription activator activity, RNA polymerase II-specific; protein heterodimerization activity; RNA polymerase II cis-regulatory region sequence-specific DNA binding. The transcript has a single exon. The record is from RefSeq and is a predicted model, not a curated record. Gene Ontology annotation, cellular component: nucleus; CCAAT-binding factor complex. Gene Ontology annotation, biological process: regulation of transcription by RNA polymerase II.
AUGGAAGAUGAGAGGCACAAAUACGAGCCAAAUGUGGCCAAUCGAGACAGCCCACCUGAUAGCUUAUGUUCAAAGACCAACAACCACCACAAUGACACUAACCAAAUCAACAACAACAACAACAACAAUAAUAGAGAACAAGACAGGUUCCUCCCCAUUGCCAACGUCGGCCGUAUCAUGAAGAAGGUUGUCCCGGGCAACGGCAAGAUCUCCAAGGACGCCAAGGAGACCGUCCAAGAAUGCGUGUCCGAGUUCAUUAGCUUUGUCACCGGCGAAGCCUCUGACAAGUGCCAACGCGAGAAGAGGAAGACCAUCAAUGGAGACGAUAUCCUUUGGGCAAUCAAAACCCUAGGCUUCGAAGACUACGUGAACCCGCUUAAACAAUACCUCUCCAAGUAUAGGGAAUUAGAAGGAGAGAAGCUUCAUCUCCCCAAGCAACAGCAGCUAUCCGAACAACGACUCCCUCACCUUGAUCACGAACAAAAUAUGCCUUAUACCAGCAUCUACUCGUCGGCUGGUCUCAUCCCUCAGCCUUCUUUUGUGGCAGCCGACCAUCCCUAUUCCAUGCCUUUCCCUCAGAGUUCGUUCCAGAAACAGGUGCACCAGCAUGAUGACAUCGACUCGGUGGCGCACUGGUAA